CAUUACAUCCUCAUACCGAAAAACAUCUGCAUUGUUUAAAGGAUUGCGAUUCUAUCACCGUUGAUCCACAUAAAAGCGGUUAUGUCCCAUAUCCAGCUGGUAGUCUAUGUUAUCGUGAUCAACGCAUGAGAUAUUUGAUUACAUGGACAAGUCCAGUUAUCAAUCGAACUAAAGAAGAAAGCAUCGGCAUUUAUGGUGUAGAGGGAAGCAAACCAGGUGCAGCUGCAGUAGCUACUUUCCUUUCUCAAGAUGCUAUUGGCCUUCAUCAGAAAGGUUACGGAUUAUUGUUGGGACAAGCAACUUUUUCAUGUACUAAGAUUUAUUGUCAUUGGGCUACCAUGUCGACUAAAGAAGAUAACUUUAUCGUCACGCCAUUUAAUAUGCUUCCUGCUGAGAAGUUUUGUCCAAGCGAAGUUGAGGAUCAGAAACAAGAAAUCCGCACGCUUAUUGUUGAAAAAACAAAUGAUCAAAUCGUAAAAAGUGAAAAAGCCUUGGAACUUAUCAAGAUACUUGGUUCUGAUCUCAUGAUUAAUACCUUCGCAUGUAACUUCAAG
This is a messenger RNA of Funneliformis mosseae, 554 nucleotides long. The record is from the annotation of a GenBank genome assembly. NCBI's taxonomy places the organism in Eukaryota, Fungi, Glomeromycota, Glomeromycetes, Glomerales, Glomeraceae.